AUGGCAAAAUCAAAAUCCCAAGUAGCAUCAGGAGAUAGAAUUAGCAACUUACCAGACUCACUGCUUCAACACAUACUCUCUCUUCUUAAUACUAAAGAAGCCAUUUCCACAAGCAUCUUAUCUAAGAGAUGGACUUCACUUUGGAUUGGAUUGCCCACUCUUGACCUCGACGCCAAAUCCUUUUGUCAUCGUCGUUUUGGAUCCUUCGAACGUUUCGUUGACAAAGUUCUCAUCUCCGAUAAUGAUUCCACAACCAUCAAGCUACUUCGUCUCAAUUGUGUUGAUUAUUACUAUCUAGACGAUCGUAAGAUUGAUGGUUGGUUAAAAGCAGCUAUAAAUCGCAAAGUCGAGCAAAUAGAGCUAAGUGUUCCGUACUUGUUUCAAAUUAGUGUUCCUUCUAACAUAUUUGUCUGCAGUGCCAUUAGGGUUUUGAAAUUGCAUGAGGUACGUAUAGAUACUCCUCUCUUGGUUAAUUUGCCUUCCCUUAAAGUCUUGCAUUUGGAACGCGUUCGGUUUGAAGAUUAUAAAUGUGUUGUAAAGAUCUUUUCUGGAUGUGCCAAUGUUGAAGAACUGGUACUUAAACAUAUUGUUGUGCAUGAUCUUGAGUUCACAAACUACAGACUUCUUGGAAAUUUGCUCAGACCAAAUGUUCCAUCUUUUCUGGGCACAUUGAAGAAAUUCCUGGUGGAUUUCAAGGGAAAAGAAAGUGAGUUUAAGGUUGCGAUGUUUAUUCUCAACAAUGCAAGAGAUUUGAGGACCAUUUCCAUCACUAGUUUGAAAAGCCAAAUGUUCGAAAAUAUAUCCUUAUGCGUCAGAAAUAAUAACUCUCAGUAUCAGAAAUUUAUGUUGGAUUUUGUACUGUUGCUAUUAGAUUCAUAG
Neltuma alba is the source of this 879-nucleotide messenger RNA. RefSeq names its product F-box/LRR-repeat protein 13-like. Lineage: Eukaryota; Viridiplantae; Streptophyta; Magnoliopsida; Fabales; Fabaceae. The record is from RefSeq and is a predicted model, not a curated record. Gene Ontology annotation, molecular function: protein binding. The transcript has a single exon. The coding region runs from base 1 to 879 and encodes 292 amino acids.